Messenger RNA from Erythranthe guttata (spotted monkey flower), 841 nucleotides. RefSeq lists its product as uncharacterized. The record is from RefSeq and is a predicted model, not a curated record. Lineage: Eukaryota; Viridiplantae; Streptophyta; Magnoliopsida; Lamiales; Phrymaceae.
UUCUUCUCUCUACAACCCAAUCUUCUCUCUCUAAACGUAGAAGAACACUACUUAAAAGUCAAAUGACGAGUUUUCUGAGAGCAACUUGGUUGCGGUUUCGUAAUUUGAUGACGUUUUCUCCCCACACUCCGACAUCGUUGAGGGACAAAGCUAUAGCUGUAGCAGGGAGAGUGACAACAGUGACGAACGGAGACAGCUCAAAAGUUUCAUGCCCCGUAUGUCUGAACGUAAUCGAGACACGAGGCGAUGCUGACCUCAGAAUGACAUUGGCAGUGCACUUGAGUUUAUGGCACCCCGACGAUGUUAAGCUGCAGUGGGAUAUUAUGAACAAGACUACUCCAUCGGCUAUUCAUUUGCCUUCCCUCGUCGUCGGAGUCGCAGCGGUUGCUGGUUUCGGAGCUCUUUUGGCUCUCUCGGCCAAAAACCGGCAUCAACAGCUGCCUCUUAGUCGAAGGAGGAGGUAAAUUUUGAGCAUCGACUUAAGUAUUAUUAAAUAUAUAUGUUAAACAAAGUAUAGGCAACUCGAAAGUCGCGUAAUUUAAAAGUUGGGAAUGUUCGGAAACCUGAGUUAUAGAAAGCACCGGAUCGAGUGUAUAUUGAUUUUAGUGACUAUUUUCGGAAUAUUGAGAACGGCAGUGGAUCUGGUACAAGUAUAUUAAGAUAUUAUUUUCUCCCUUGCUUCCCGAUUUUACCCUUGGUUGAAUUGGCAUUGUUGCAAUUCGUUUUGAUUUUAUUUUAUUACGUAAUUCUUGUGAUGUGCAGGUUAUUAUUGAUUUGUAAUUUUGAUUUAUUUGACAAUGAGAUGUAAUUGGAUGAAUACCCUAUUCGAAUUUAGUUCAUC